AUGACAUCAAACUGUAUUAUCAAUCCAUUUAUCGGUAAAUAUGCAGAGCGAAUUUUCACCCGUAGUAUUGUUGGCUGGCCGGGUGUCACUCACCUUGAAGGUGAUGAUUUUAGUCAAGUCAUUGCAUGUGCCGAACAACAAGCUGGUUUUGCUUAUACUGAAAUAGAACACAUGAUCACCAUUGGUUUUGCACGCAACACGUUAAUGAAUGCUGCCCCACAAGUUGUUGAACAAAUCAAAGCGGGUAACAUUAAACACUUCUUCUUAAUUGGUGGUUGUGAUGGUACUAAAACUGAACGUCAUUACUAUACUGAUAUGGCCAAUGCAGUACCAAAAGACAGUGUAAUUUUAACCCUUGGCUGUGGCAAAUAUCGUUUUAACAAACUUAACUUUGGUGAUAUCAAUGGUAUUCCUCGUUUGCUUGAUAUUGGUCAAUGUAACGAUGCUUAUUCUGCAAUUCAAUUGGCGAUUGCGUUAUCUGAAGUAUUUGAAUGUGAUAUCAACCAAUUACCAUUAACGUUAGUAUUAUCUUGGUUUGAACAAAAAGCGAUUGUAAUCUUACUAACGCUACUUUCAUUAGGUGUAAAAGGGAUCUACACCGGCCCAUCAAUGCCGGCAUUCUUAACUGAUAAUUUAGUUGCAUUGUUGCAAGAAAAAUUUGAUAUUCGUGCGACAGGUACAGUAGAAAACGAUUUAGCCACCAAUCUAGCACCUAACCGCAGCAUAAUAUAA
Messenger RNA from Teleopsis dalmanni, 732 nucleotides. RefSeq names its product hydroxylamine reductase-like. NCBI's taxonomy places the organism in Eukaryota, Metazoa, Arthropoda, Insecta, Diptera, Diopsidae. Gene Ontology annotation, biological process: response to hydrogen peroxide. Gene Ontology annotation, molecular function: iron-sulfur cluster binding; peroxidase activity; hydroxylamine reductase activity. Bases 1 to 732 code for a protein of 243 amino acids. Gene Ontology annotation, cellular component: cytoplasm. The record is from RefSeq and is a predicted model, not a curated record. The transcript has a single exon.